Messenger RNA from Fusarium vanettenii 77-13-4, 564 nucleotides. RefSeq lists its product as uncharacterized. The coding region runs from base 1 to 564 and encodes 187 amino acids. NCBI's taxonomy places the organism in Eukaryota, Fungi, Ascomycota, Sordariomycetes, Hypocreales, Nectriaceae. The transcript has 2 exons. The record is from RefSeq and is a predicted model, not a curated record.
AUGCCUCGUGCUAAGAAGACUCCCACGACAGAGUUGGUCGUAAAGCCUCCACGAAAGAAGCCAGGACCCAAGCCAAAGCCGCUGUCAGAACGCGUCUACAAGCCGGCCAGGCCAAUUCAACGCAUCGAGAACAGCUACUCUCAGAGAAGAAAGGAAGAAGUUCUGCUGUAUCUUCUCAAUCACACAAUUUACGACCCCGAUAGUUGGAAGUCGGUCAAUUGCUAUAGAAAGCCUUUCCAAAGAGAUGCUGCAAAGCAUUUCAAGAUACCAGAGGCCACGAUACACACUUGGUGGAAGAAUAGGACAUCAAUCCUGAAUCGGGAGAAGAAAUCGAGGAAGAAGAGGACAUCCAAGGACCAACCCGUCCCUGAAGCGGGAGAAACAGCAUCGCUAGAGACGGACAGCACGGGGUCAGAAGCGCCAGAAGCAUCAGAAACUCCAGCAUCAGAGCCAGCAGAUCAAGAGUCGCCAGCUCCACAAACAGCAGACACAGAUCCAGCCGCAGGAGACCCAGCAACAGCGGGCGAAGCCGGCCCUGAGUCGAGCGAGGCUCAGAAUACAUGA